Messenger RNA from Phalaenopsis equestris, 2828 nucleotides. RefSeq names its product protein MICRORCHIDIA 7-like. The record is from RefSeq and is a predicted model, not a curated record. The transcript is spliced from 20 exons. Lineage: Eukaryota; Viridiplantae; Streptophyta; Magnoliopsida; Asparagales; Orchidaceae. The coding region runs from base 173 to 2587 and encodes 804 amino acids. Gene Ontology annotation, cellular component: nucleus. Gene Ontology annotation, molecular function: ATP hydrolysis activity.
UCAAUUCAACUGAUCCUUCUUAUUAUUUAAACCCUUCUCAACAGUUUCUGCAACCGCCUCUUCGGUCUCUCGACAGCGCUUUAAAGAACCGUAAACCCUCUCGAAAUUCCAACGCAGUAUAUAUAAAUCUACUCUCUCAAUUCUGUAUUCAUCUCUUAGUCUCCCUCAGAUCAUGAAAUCAGAGAUGGGUGUCCCGAGAAAGCCGACGGUGGGAUCCGACGCAGAGGUUUCUGCGCCCUGUAUCUCCGGCGGGGUCUGUGGAGACGUUAGGAAGAGAGCUAGGGUUCUGAGUUGCGGCUUGGAAGAGGAAGAUUCUGUAAAGCGAGCUAGGCAGGGAUUCUUCCUCGACCGAAAUAAUGCAAAAGUCUUCUCACCAAUGCCACUCUCCAUGCGUCCGAUUGGCCCCUUACCCUCAGCAAAUCCAAUUCCACAGUUCUUCACUUCUCGCCCAUUGGCGCCGCUAUCUCCUGCUCUGCCGGCGAUUCCUCUCUCGGCGGUUCCGUUACCUCGGUCGGUAGAGUCGCCGUCGUCCUCCACGUUUCGCUUGGGGUCACCGCCCCUGAAGCAGGUGAAGGACGAGAAUAAGAAUGAGGGCAAUAGUUGCAGGCAGUUCUGGAAAGCUGGGGAUUUCGAAGGCCAGACUGAAAGCUCCUCUUCUUUUUCUGCUGAUAUUGAUCGUGUGAGGGUUCACCCAAAGUUUCUUCACUCAAAUGCCACAAGCCAUAAAUGGGCUCUAGGGGCUUUGGCUGAGCUUUUGGAUAACUCUAUAGAUGAGAUCUGUAAUGGGGCUACAUUUGUCAACAUUGAUGUGCUGGAGAACCCUAAAGAUCAAACUAAAAUGCUCUUUAUUGAAGACAAUGGUGGUGGGAUGGAUCCAGACAAAUUGCGACAGUGCAUGUCAUUGGGCUAUUCAAUGAAAAGCAAAUCUACAAAUACAAUUGGUCAAUAUGGAAAUGGAUUUAAGACAAGCACAAUGAGGCUAGGUGCAGAUGUGAUUGUAUUUUCACGUUGUCAAGCGAAUAUGUGUCCAACACAGAGCAUUGGUAUCCUGUCCUACACAUUCUUGAAGAAGACGGAGAAGCAAGAUAUUAUAGUUCCUAUGAUUGAUUAUGAAAAGAAAGAUAAUGAUUGGCAUCGAAUGGAAAGAUCCUCCUCUGUUGCUUGGAAAACAAAUUUGGACUUAAUACUUCAAUGGUCUCCUUAUAAUAGUGAAGCUGAUCUGCUUCAACAGUUCAAUUUGAUGGCUGAUCAAGGGACAAGAAUAAUUAUAUACAACCUAUGGGAGGAUGAUGAAGGACAGCUUGAACUUGAUUUUGUUACUGAUGCUCAAGACAUCCAGAUCAGAGGUGCUAACAGAGAUGAGAAAAAAAUUGAAAUGUCUAAAAAUUUUCCAAACUCGAGACAUUUUCUUACAUAUCAUCACUCAAUGAGGAGUUAUGCGUCAAUUCUUUAUCUUAGACUUCCUCAGAGUUUCAGAAUAAUUCUUCGUGGCAAAGAAAUUGAACAUCAUAAUAUCAUAAAUGACAUGAUGAUGAAAGAGGAGAAAACUUACAGGCCACAACCAGCCCUUGAUGGGGUGCCCAAGGAUUUAAAUAUUUUUGCUGUUGUGACCAUCGGUUUUGUAAAGGAUGCAACAAAUCAUAUUGAUGUUCAAGGUUUUAAUGUUUAUCACAAAAAUCGACUGAUAAAGCCAUUUUGGAGGAUUUGGAAUGCUGCUGGAAGUGAUGGACGUGGAGUUAUAGGGGUAUUGGAGGCAAAUUUUAUUGAACCCGCACAUGACAAACAAGGGUUUGAGCGCACAACUGUGCUAAAUAGGCUUGAAGCAUGCUUGCUUCGUAUCCAGAAAACUUAUUGGUUAUCAAAUUGUCAGAAGAUAGGAUAUGCCCCAAGACGUCACAAGAAAUCUAUAAGCAACUCAGAAGAUAAUGAGACUUCUCCUGAAACUCCUCAACAAUUGUGUACUAAACCUACAAUCACCGAAGCUCAUACUAUUGUCCAAUCACUAGAUUCAAUCAGGCACCAAAACUCUGGAAAGCUUUCUUUGCAUUCUGAUGAUGCCAAAGAAAGCAGCAGUUCAAUCAAGUUAGAUGAAUUGAGGAAUUAUGAUAAGAUGUUAGGAAAGGGUGAUAAGUGCUCCGUUUCUUCAAGUAAUUACUAUGGAUAUGGGCAAUCACAGACAGAAUGCGAGCCUAAUAAGCAACUUUUAGAUGGGUAUAAAGAGAAAAAUUGUGUUGAUUCUUAUUUGAAUGGACUAAAACCUCAGGAUUUGGGGAUGCACGCCAAGUUAUUGGCUGAUCAGAAUAAGGCCUUGAAGGAAAGAAUAGUUACAGUAGAAGGUAAGUUGUUGCACGAUUUGAAGAUGGCAAUGGAGAAGAAUAAACAUCUACUUGAAAAAGUUGAAUUUUUGGAGAAAAGAUUGAAGGAUGCUGACAAGGAACAAGAAACUAUUAUUAACAUAUUUGUAGAAGAACGAGAGAGGAGGGAUGCAGAAGAAGAGAAAUGGAGGAUUCGGUUAAAAGUUGCCAAUAACAGAAUAAAGAAUUUAGAGAAUUUGGCGAUGCAUGGAGUAAAAUCAGAACUGCAGUGACCGUAAAAGUGUUCAAAGUCUUACGGUGCUUGCGAUCCAUUUCACCAUAGCAGAGUUUUGUUAACUGACUAGGAAUACAAUUCAACAGUAUAGUCCAUUUGCUUGGUUUCUUUACAUUUAUUUUAUUUCUUACUUGUGGCUAACUUGAACUCAAAAUUGGCUGCAGUUACCUUCGUAAAUCUGCGUAGUGUUCCAUUUGUGUAGAUCUGGAAGCAAAGUAAUUAUACAAUUUCAGUUCUUA